AUGACAGCUCAUUAUCUAUCUAUCUAUCUAUCUAUCUAUCUAUCUAUCUAUCUAUCUAUCUCAGUCUAUUCAUUUCUAGCUUCAAUCUGUUCAUAUCUAUUUAUCUCAGUCUUUUCAUAUGUAUCUAUUUAUCUAUCUAUCUAUCUCAUCUGUCUAUCUAUCUAUCUAUCUAUCUAUCUAUCUAUCUAUCUAUCUAUCUAUCUAAUUCCGUCUGUUCAUAUCUAUCCCUGUCUGUCUGCCCAUCUAUCUAUCUGUCCGUCAAUCUAUCUAAAUCUGUCUGUUCAUAUCUAUCUAUCUAUCUAUCUAUCUAUCUAUCUAUCUAUCUAUCUAUCUAUCUAUCUAUCUAUCUCACUGAAAUCAUGUAUGUUUUCUCUUUUUUCUUUCAUUCUUGCCCGCCAAUUUCUUUCUUUCUUUCUUUCUUUCUUUCUUUCUUUCUUGCUUCCACCUAAUCCCCUCUUUUCCUCCCUUUUCAUGUCCUUCGUUUCUUUUUUUCUUUCUUUCCAUUUUUAUUGCUCUCAGUGCCUUUCUUUCUUUCUUUCUUUCUUUCUUUCUUUCUUUCUUUCUUUCUUUUUCCAUCUAAUCCACUCACAUGUUGUUCAUGUCCUACUUUUCUUUCUUUCUUUCUUUCUUUCUUUUUUUCUUUUUAUUCUCUUUUCUUAUAGUUUUCUCUUUUUUCUUUCAUUCUUGCCUGCCAAUUUCUUUCUUUCUUUCUUUCUUACUUUCUUUUUUCUUUCUUUCUUUCUUUCUUUCUUUCUUUCACCUAAUCCACUCACUUCUUUUCCUCGCUUUUCAUGUCCUUCGUUUCUUUUUUUCUUUCUUUCCAUUUUUAUUGCUCUCAGUGCCUUUCUUUCUUUCUUUAUUUCUUUCUUUUAUUUUCCAUCUAAUCCACUCACAUGUUUUUUCUCUUUUUUCUUUCAUUCUUGCCCGCCAAUUUCUUUCUUUCUUUCUUUCUUUCUUUCUUUCUUUCUUUCUUUCUUUUUCUUUCUUUCACCUAAUCCCCUCACUUCUUUUCCUCCCUUUUCAUGUCCUUCGUUUCUUUUUUUCUUUCUUUCCAUUUUUAUUGCUCUCAGUGCCUUUCUUUCUUUCUUUUUCUUUCUUUCUUUCUUUCUUUCUUUUUCUUUUCUUUCUUUUCUUUUUCUUUUCCAUCUAAUCCACUCACAUGUUGUUCAUGUCCUACUUUUUCUUUCUUUCUUUUUCUUUCUUUCUUUUUUUUUUUUUAUUCUCUUUUCUUAUAGUUUUCUUUUUUUCUUUCAUUCUUGCCUGCCAAUUGCUUUCUUUCUUUUUUCUUUUCUUUCUUUCUUUCUUUCUUUUUUCUUUCUUUCUUUCUUUCUUUCUUUCACCUAA
Messenger RNA from Acanthosepion pharaonis, 1344 nucleotides. Lineage: Eukaryota; Metazoa; Mollusca; Cephalopoda; Sepiida; Sepiidae. The record is from the annotation of a GenBank genome assembly.